AUGUUUGCUCAACCAUUUGAUCAUUCAUUUAAUGAUCUGUUUAAUCAGUACGUCAAUAUGGAUUCAUCGAGUACGGACAGCAACAAAGAUGUUUCGUUUCCCAGCGAUUUCGACCAAAUGUUCCCACUCGACUCAUUAUCAAACGACUGUGGCGACCAAUCUCCGCUCAUCUCCAGUACACAGCAGACUCAAGCGCACCACUGGGGCAGAGACGCUUGCUAUCUGUCCGGAAAUGCGACUUGCUCUACGGGGCACGAGAACGCCGUCUUUCAGGAGGAAAGUGUUCAGCCUUCAUCUCUCUUAGAUCUCGGCAUUGAUCUUGAGGCGCCCUCCACUCAACACCCUCCUAUUUCUGCUAUUUCUGAAACCCGCACUCCUUCAACCCCGCCCACAACUCCUAGCCGCAAGGUCAAAGCAAGCCUAUUGACACCCAAGACUAUCCGCCGUCACCGAGAUUCUAAUGAUCGCCGUGGUCUCGUGCGCAAACAGAGCUUCUCCCCCAACUUGAUGCGGUCCUCGCAGGUUCAAAAAAGUACCUGUAGAAUGGCAUAUCCGGAGGCUUGGGCUCAGCGACUCCAGAACUUUGCCAUUCGCAAUUCAAAUGAGUGUCUACCACUAUCACCGCCUCCAUCUGACAUUCUUGUUCAACAAGAGAACAUCUCCACGAAACAGACGCCUGCACAAAUCAAUCCCUCCGUGGCAGAGAUGCCCCAGCAAUUCGAGUCCGGCUACUUCACCCACUCUCCUGCUAUUCCCAUGCCUUCGUCUUCUACUAGUAUCAUGCAAAAUCAGCCGCAGAGAUAUUUGAACCGGUCCAAUACAUCUGCUUUAACGCCAAGUCCCCCUACCGCAGACGACAUCUUCUCCUCCCCCCACUCCUCAGAUCCUCAAUCGAUGUCUUCCUGGAAUUCCGACUCUCUUAGUGCACAAACAUUUCACUUUACGCCUGAACUUCAAAGCCAUGAAGCCCAGGCAUGGUGGUCCCCUAUGCCCUCUGAGGCGGCACAACGCCAGGCUUCAUACCAACAAAUGAUCGCAUCUCCGGCCCCGCAGCGACCGAUCCAGGCAUCUUCGAACAAUGAUCUCCUACAGGGAGGCCUCAUGAUACAAUUAGAUCCUACACCGUUCGAUAUAUCUUCGUCUUUUCCUUCGUCCACCAUCCCAUCAACCAGCCACUCUCGAGACAGCCAAUCCUACAACCAUAGCGCAGCACCUCAGAAAUAUAUUGACUCCGCUUCCUUUACUACACCGAAUAUCCAUAACGGGUCACGUUCACCAUCCCUAUCUCCAAAGACAGGUGCGUCGGCAAAGAAUGGCUCGAUCGUCGGCAAUUCGAUGAACAUGAAGACGGCCUCGCGUCGCCCCCAUCCUCGGAAACUGUCGGGUCAGUCAACGGGCACCCCGAAACCUCUCAAGGGACCCUACAGCCAAUCUAGCAGCCCAAGAGGGGCCAAUAAAUCAGUCGCUGUGUCUUUUGUCAAUUUCACCGCCCAAGACAGCCAGAAGAUCUUGACGGGGGUUGCUCCAAGUGGCAGCUCCAAGACAAAGGCUAGACGGGAGCAGGAAGCCCGCGAGCGACGUCGCAAAAUGAGCGAAGCUGCACUGAAUGCGGUGCGAAAAGCUGGUGGUGAUGUUGAAGCUCUAGAAGCUGUUUUCUGCUGA
Messenger RNA from Aspergillus calidoustus, 1662 nucleotides. The record is from the annotation of a GenBank genome assembly. NCBI's taxonomy places the organism in Eukaryota, Fungi, Ascomycota, Eurotiomycetes, Eurotiales, Aspergillaceae.